GAAACAGAGUGAUAUAUAUAAACAUAUCAUAUGUUAAUGGGGUUGCUUAGGAAGAAGCAAGUUGAUUCCGUUGACCACUUAAGCCGAGAUAAGGGUCACCAUCAAUUGGCCAAGAAGUUAUCUGUUCUUGAUCUUGUUGCAAUUGGUGUUGGAGCUACCAUUGGAGCUGGAGUGUAUAUUCUUGUCGGAACAGUUGCUAGAGAGCACGCAGGACCGGCUCUUACCAUAUCAUUCUUAAUUGCUGGUAUAGCUGCUGCACUCUCCGCAUUUUGUUACGCUGAGCUUGCAUGCCGCUGCCCGUCUGCCGGGAGUGCUUAUCACUAUACAUACAUAUGUAUUGGAGAAGGUGUUGCUUGGCUGGUUGGUUGGGCUCUAAUAUUGGAGUAUACUAUUGGUGGUGCUGCUGUAGCUCGUGGCAUAACUCCAAAUCUGGCCUUGUUUUUUGGAGGUGAGGGCAAGUUGCCUGCUUUCUUGGCUCGUCAUACGAUUCCUGGACUUGGUAUUGUGGUUGAUCCAUGUGCAGCACUAUUAGUCGUAAUAGUCACAGUUCUCUUGUGCUUUGGGAUCAAGGAGAGUUCAUUGGCUCAAAUGGUUGUUACAACAGUUAACGUUGGUGCCCUGCUUUUUAUCAUAACAGCCGGUGGAUAUUUGGGAUUCAAAACUGGAUGGACUGGAUAUAAAAUUCAGAGCGGGUAUUUUCCCUUUGGAAUAAAUGGGAUGUUUGCUGGAUCUGCGAUCGUCUUCUUUUCGUACAUUGGAUUUGAUUCAGUUACUAGCACUGCCGAGGAGGUAAAGCAUCCCCAACGAGACUUGCCAGUUGGUAUAGCCAUUGCAUUGACUAUAUGUUGCGUUUUGUAUAUGCUUGUGUCGGUGGUUAUUGUUGGCCUAGUACCAUACCAUGCAUUGGAUCCAGACACACCUGUUUCUUCCGCAUUUGCUAGCUAUGGAGUGCAAUGGGCAGUGUACAUUAUAACGACAGGAGCGGUUACUGCUCUCUUUGCAAGCUUGUUGGGUUCAAUUCUUCCUCAGCCAAGAAUCCUGAUGGCAAUGGCUAGAGAUGGAUUAUUGCCAUCAUUUUUCUCACACAUUAACAAAAACACACAGAUUCCUUUGAAGGGCACCAUUGUAACUGGUAUCUUUGCGACGGCACUGGCCUUCUUUAUGAAUGUUUCGCAAUUGGCAGGGAUGGUUAGUGUGGGUACGCUGCUUGCAUUUACCACUGUGGCAGUUUCAGUUUUGAUACUCAGAUAUGUUCCACCAGAUGAAACACCACUUCCAUCAUCACUACAAGAGUCCAUUGAGUCAGUUUCAUUGAAAUAUGGCGAUAAUAUUAUGGAAAGUGACAGCAGAAUCAUCCAAAGUCCUGGCUCCUGUGAGUGGGACGAUCGACAUUCGCAUGAUAAAGGGGAUACACAACUCGUUCGUCCUCUAAUUUGGAAAGGCCCGACCCAAGAGAAAAAAAGUGAACAAAUGAGGCGGAAAAUUGCUGCUUGGGCCAUAACCUUUCUCUGCAUAGGGAUUCUUGUCUUUGCAUCUGCGGCUUCAGCCGAAGGUCUUCACAGCACUCUUCGUCUCACAUUUUGUGGAGUGGGCGGAGCUCUUCUAGUGUGCAGUUUGGUUGUGCUGGCAUGUACACCGCAAGAUGAUGGGAGGCACAGCUUCGGUCACGCAGGAGGUUUCGCUUGCCCAUUCGUUCCGUUCUUGCCUGCUGCCUGCGUUCUCAUUAAUACCUAUUUACUAAUCGAUCUCGGAGCCGCAACUUGGAUCCGAGUUUCCAUAUGGUUGGCAAUGGGAGCAUUGGUGUACGUGCUUUAUGGACCAAGGCCGAAAGACGAUCCCUAUAAUCAACUGUUGCAGAUUUGUGUGGAAGACCACGGCCUUUUAUGCGAAGUCGUCGAAUUGCGGCGAGGAGGAAGGUUCGACGAUAAAUGGAACCCUAUUGUCCUCAAAGACGUCCUCCACAGAAGAGGAGUGACAAUUGAGAAUUUGACGAAGAAGAUCGAGAAGGACUUUGGCUGGGUCGUGCCAAAUUGUGGUGGAGCUCCGAGACUUGGCAACUGCCAAUAUUACGACCACGACCGCAGCCACGACCAUGAGAGAUAAUUUCAAGCGUUACAAAUUAGCGAAGUUGGCUACCUGAAGAAGAUCAUGAUGUCAUCACGAGCUUCGUGGCGAAACCUAACAACAUUUCAUGGGGUGGUUAUAUGACACACAACACUA
This is a messenger RNA of Morus notabilis, 2220 nucleotides long. Its product is annotated as cationic amino acid transporter 4, vacuolar. NCBI's taxonomy places the organism in Eukaryota, Viridiplantae, Streptophyta, Magnoliopsida, Rosales, Moraceae. The coding region runs from base 31 to 2103 and encodes 690 amino acids. The transcript has 15 exons. The record is from RefSeq and is a predicted model, not a curated record. Gene Ontology annotation, biological process: amino acid transport; transmembrane transport. Gene Ontology annotation, molecular function: amino acid transmembrane transporter activity. Gene Ontology annotation, cellular component: membrane.